Messenger RNA from Penicillium mononematosum, 1182 nucleotides. Its product is annotated as putative GPI anchored protein. Gene Ontology annotation, cellular component: periplasmic space. The coding region runs from base 1 to 1182 and encodes 393 amino acids. Gene Ontology annotation, molecular function: lyase activity. The record is from RefSeq and is a predicted model, not a curated record. NCBI's taxonomy places the organism in Eukaryota, Fungi, Ascomycota, Eurotiomycetes, Eurotiales, Aspergillaceae. The transcript has 2 exons.
AUGCCCGCCUUUCUGUCUCUUCUAUCUUUUCUAGCCUUCUCGUUGUCUGCAACGGCCUUUAUUCACCCUGGGGCGCUUCACACCGCAGAAGAUUUCGAACGUAUCAAGAACCAUGUCGUCAAGAGCGAUGAACCUUGGAAUACCACGUGGACUUUACUGACUGCGAGCCCGUAUGCCCAGUCAUCCUACCAGCCUAACCCCAAAGAGAUUGUGUAUCGAGGCGACAACGGCGUCAAUGGGGAAAACUACCCAUCCCUGUACAAAGACACCGCAGCCGCAUACCAACUUGCCGUACGCUGGAAAAUUUCCGACGACAAGAGCUAUGCAGACGCUGCGAUCAAUAUUCUGAAUUCAUGGGCUGUCACACUGAAAGAAAUCGGCGGCACCAGCGACAAAUUCCUGGCCUCUGGUAUCUAUGGGUACCAGAUGGCCAAUGCGGCAGAGCUUAUGUCUGACUAUCCUGGUUGGGCCAGCAGUGACAAGACUGCUACUGCGACCAUGUUGACGAAUGUAUUCGCUCCAAUGAACACGCGGUUCAUGGAAGAACAUAACGGUCAGGAUCAUUAUCACUACUACGCCAAUUGGGAUCAAUGUAACCUCGCCUCUCUCCUCGCUAUCGGUAUCUUCACCGAUAAUCAGACUAUGUACGACUACGCGUUGAACUAUGUCCGCACAGGCCUUUCAAACGGGGCUCUCCCUGUUUUUGCAAUUGCCAACUACACGGAACCUGGCUCAAACAAGGUCCUGACACAGGGACAAGAAGCUGGGCGAGACCAGGGCCAUUCGACACUGGACAUGGUGCUUCUUGGUGUCAUAGCACAGCAGGCGUUCAACCAGGGAGAUGAUCUCUUCGCCGAAUACAGCAACGAAAUUCUCAAUGCGGCCGAAUAUGUCGGAAAGUACAAUGUCGGCUAUGACGUGCCCUACACUGUGUACAAAAGCUACCAGGGAUAUCAGACUGUCAUUUCAGAAAACGCGCGUGGAACUGUUCGCCCGGGAUUUGAGCUCCUCUCUGCCCAUUACGGCCAGAUAAAGCGCCUCGACUCAUAUUGGACCGAUGCCUACCGUGACUGGGUGAAUGCAAAUUCCACAGACGGUGUUGAGGGCGGCGGUGGAAAUUAUGGCUCGACCUCGGGUGGCUUUGAUGUGCUUGGGUUUGGCUCCCUUCUAUAUCGUAUUUAG